This is a messenger RNA of Centruroides sculpturatus (bark scorpion), 5162 nucleotides long. Its product is annotated as laminin subunit gamma-1-like. The transcript has 26 exons. Bases 134 to 4966 code for a protein of 1610 amino acids. NCBI's taxonomy places the organism in Eukaryota, Metazoa, Arthropoda, Arachnida, Scorpiones, Buthidae. The record is from RefSeq and is a predicted model, not a curated record.
AUGCAUUGUAACUGCAUAACAGCGCACACGAAGCGGAUCAUCAAUCGAAAAGAGGGUCAAAAGACCGUCAGUCUGUCUCCACGUCUCCUCCUCCUCCACCUCCUCUUCAUACACAGACGAUGUUAGCAUCCAAAUGCCCUCUCCAGCUGUCCAAGUGACUUUUAUAGUCGUCCUCCUUCGUCUCUCCUUGAUCCUAUGCCACGAAGAUCCUUGUUACGACGAAAAUGGGCAACCUAAGUAUUGUUUCCCCCCAUUUACUAACGUUGCCUCCAAUGUUUUAGUGGAAGCUACUAAUACUUGCGGUGUCAAAGAACCGAUAGAAUAUUGCCUUCAUGUGGUCGAAGAGUGCAGGAAGUGCGACGCGCACGUGCCACGUCUGUCUCAUCCACCUUCCUACAUCACGGAUAGUCACGAUAAGGGUAAACCUACUUGGUGGCAGAGCGAAACUAUGAACGAAGGGGUGCAGUUUCCAAAUCAGGUUAACAUUACUUUGCAUCUAGGGAAAACUUUCAUCAUUUCUCACAUCGCUAUCGAGUUCUACUCCAGUCGACCGGAAAGUUUCGCCAUCUAUCGAAGAGAAUCGGAGUCGAGUACAUGGUCACCUUAUCAAUAUUUUAGUUCGUCGUGUCUAGAGACUUACGGCAUAUCGAAUAGCACUUGGUUAACAGAAUAUAACCAAACUAAACCCCUGUGUUCGUCUGAGUAUAGCGACAUUUCUCCCUUAACCGGGGGUAUCGUCAUCUUUAGUACAUUAGCGAGGAGACAGAGGAUUUACCAGUUUCAAAACAGCACGGAGUUACAGGAGUGGGUUAAAGCGAAGGAUAUUAGACUGACACUCGACAGAUUGAAUACGUUUAGGGACGAAAUUUAUGGAGCGCCCCACGUUUUGAAGUCGUAUUACUACGCCAUAUCCGAUUUAACUAUAGGUGGAAUAUGCGAAUGUAACGGGCACGCGAGUCAAUGCUUGCCUAAGGCAUUGCCUGGUGGAAUUCAAGUACUGGAAUGCCAGUGCCAACAUUUCACUACGGGACCCGACUGUAACGAAUGCUUACCGUCUCAUAAUGAUGUACAGUGGGAGAAAGCAACUGUAGAUAAGGCUUUUCAAUGCCAAGAAUGUAACUGUAAUAGCCGAUCCGAAAAAUGCUACUUCGAUAUGGAAUUAUGGGAGAGAACGGGGCACGGAGGUCAUUGUGUAGAAUGCAGAGAUUACACAGACGGCCCCCACUGCGAAAACUGCAAGCCAAACCAUUUUCGAAGAAGAGAUGGAAGAUGCGCACCCUGUAAUUGCGAUCCUUUAGGAUCAUACUCUCUUCAGUGCGAUAAUGAAGGAAAAUGCCAAUGCAAACCAGGCGUAGAAGGAAGGAGAUGCCAACGUUGCUCUUCUAAUUAUUUCGGUUUGUCUCCUCACGGUUGCAGUUCUUGUGACUGUAAUUCCGCUGGAAUAAUCAAAGAAAUUCCCAUAUGCGAGCUUACCACUGGCAGUUGUAGAUGUAAAGAAUACGUAGAAGGACAUAAAUGUGACAGAUGUAGAGAGGGAUACUUUGAUAUGCAAGAAGAGAAUGAAUUCGGAUGUGUUUCUUGUUUCUGUUAUGGCCAUUCGAAUAAAUGCAGGAGUACUCCUGGAUACUACCAAGUUAUUAUUGAUACAAGCUUUAAUAAUGAUAAGGAAGACUGGAGAGGUGAAGAUCACGGAGUACGUGUACCUGUGUAUUAUGACCCUGAUCUUCAGGUGUUACAACUCAGGUCCACGAACAGUCACACCAUGUAUUUUUCUGCACCAGUCUGUUAUUUGGGUGAUCAACGAGCAUCCUAUAAUCAAUAUCUAUCGUUCGAACUUCGGUUCAGUGGAGAAGGAGCCAGAGCGGGAGCCGAAGAUGUUAUUAUAGAAGGUGGAGGGUUGAAGAUCUCGUCACCCAUCGUAGGCCAAGGAAAUCCGAUGCCCGAAGCGCGGAGUAGUCAAAAAUAUAAAUUUCGUUUGCACGAACACCCCUCCUUCGGAUGGCAGCCUAGACUAAGAUUUCACGACUUUAUGAGGGUUUUAUCCAAUGUGACGGCUAUCAAAAUACGUGGAAUCUAUACCCCAGGAACCAUCGGAUAUCUGGAUAACGUGAGAUUGGAUUCUGCUCGUCAAACGCCCGGAAGGUUAGAAGCCACCUGGAUCGAAACUUGCCAUUGUCCUCCUAGUCAUACCGGACAGUUUUGUGAGAAGUGUGCCCCCGGGUACACUAGAAAUCCACCCGGUGGUACAGUUUUUGAUACCUGUGUGCCCUGCAGUUGCCGCGGACACGGCGAUAUUUGUGAUCCGGAAACAGGUGCCUGCUUGUGUAAGCACAAUACAGUGGGGGAGAGAUGCGACAGGUGCGCUCCAGGUUACUAUGGGCUAGUGAGAGGUGCUCCCGGAGACUGUCGACCUUGCCCUUGUCCGAAUCAAGGAGCUUGUGUGGUCCUUCCAGACGGACGGAUAGCCUGUAGAGAAUGCGAGAUAGGUCAUACGGGACCAAAGUGCGAAUUGUGCGUAGACGGAUAUUACGGAGAUCCUAAAGGUAAUUACGGCCCCCCUAGACCUUGCAGAAAAUGCCAGUGCAAUGAUAAUAUUGAUCCUAACGCCGUGGGAAAUUGCAAUUCGACGACUGGAGAAUGUCUGAAAUGCAUAUAUAACACAGCCGGACGAAAUUGUGAAAAAUGCAAGACUGGAUAUUACGGUAAUCCCCUGGCUGUACCCCGAAGAGGAUGCCAACCUUGUAACUGUUAUCCUUUGGGUACGGUACAGCAGACCGGUGCUCCUAAUUGUGACGUCUUAACCGGGCAGUGCAGGUGUCGAGCUAACGUGGUGGGACUAGGCUGCGACACCUGCGAGGUGGGAUACUGGAAUAUAGGAAGUGGCACGGGCUGCGAGAAGUGCAGCUGCAACCCAAUAGGGUCGUAUAAUCAGACUUGUGACGUCAGAACGGGGCAAUGUCACUGUUUGCCAGACGUAACCGGCAAGCAUUGCGACACAUGUCGACCCUACUAUUACGGGUUUUCUUCUUCGGGAUGCAAACCGUGUAAUUGCGAUCCCGUUGGAUCAACUUCGCUGCAGUGUGAUUCCGAGGGACAAUGUCCAUGUAGGCCUAACAUGCAGGGUCGUCAAUGUACUCAUUGCCGUGAUAAUAAGAAGUUUCCGACGGAAACUAUCUGCCUAGAUUGUCCAGCGUGUUACACAUUAAUCGAAGAGGAAACCGAAGAGGUGCAGAACAGAUUGGGCGAGUUGGCACUUCUUAUUGAAGAAAUUCAAAACCACGACGAAGUAGUAACAGACGAUUUCGAAUUUCGAAGAAAACUGUUCGAAGUCAAAGAUUCUCUGGACAAACUAGUGAAAGACGCAUCGAAAGCUGCAGCUCAAGAGAGCCCAUUGAUAAAAGAUCUAAAGGAUCUAAGAGAGAAGAUAGAAGCGGUUCAAAACACGGCAGGUAAAGUUUCGUCUCAGAUACCAGAUAUACAAAAAGGCAGCGGAGAAGCAGAUUCCAACAUCACUCAAGCCGAAGAUAUUAUUAAUCAGAUCGAAGAGAGUUUAAGGAUCGCUCGAGAUUAUUUCGAUAGUCGAUGUCGCAAAGCGUUACAGGAUGCGUUGGAUCGGUCCGAAGAACACGACGAACAGUCCAAGAGGAUGUCCGAAAUUGCUAAAGAAGCCAGGGUAUUGGCUGAUAGCCACGAAGAGAUGGCAGCUGAAGUGAAGAUUUUCAGUGAUGACGCUCUGAAUAUAUCAGCAGAAGCAUUCCAAUUAGCUAGAAGCACUGUAGAUUCUUUAGAUAAAUUGAACAGAGAAGUGUAUGCCUUAAAUAAAAAGCUGAAUGAUGUAGAAGAUAUGAUAAACAGGUCGAAAAAAUUAUCACAGGAUGCGCAUAGAGAAGGCGAAGAAGCUUAUGACAAGGCACUAGACGUGUACACUGACGUGCAUUCAUUGAUUAUACCUGAAGUUAACGAGAGAAGAAUGAAAGACGAAGCAGCUUAUAUUAUUGACGAGGCUCAAAGAAUUCGUAGAGAAGCGGACGAAGUAGAGGAUUUACAUAAAGGUACCGUCGACAAACUUCAGAAUGCGUUAGAAAGCUUGCAGGAUCUUCUGGAUGCUGCAAAUUAUCAACAACAGUUAACGGACGAGUUAUUGGGGGAUACAGAUUCUGCUCUUUCCAAAGCUCUAGACGCAAUUAAAUUAGGGGAAGACACAUUAAAAGACGCACAAAAGACUCUGGAAACGUUGAAAGGAUUCGACAAAGUCGUUCAAGAUAGCAAAGAUAAAGCCGAGGAUUCUCUGAAAGAUAUACCUUUCAUCAGAUCUUUAAUUAAAGAAGCGGAAGACAAAACUAAAGAAGCCAACGAUGCCUUAGGAAAUGCAAAGCAGGAUGCUUUCGAAGCACGUGACAUAGCGCAACAAGCUCAAAGGAUCGCGGAACAAGCUUCGAAAAAAGCUAAAGACAUUCUUCAAGAAGCAGACAAAACAAUGGCUCUGGCAGAUAAACUGAAGGAACAAGGAGAAGAACUUUCCAUUCACAUAGACGAUGCGGAGGAGAAACUUCGAAGCGCUGAGAAACAAGCUGCCGACGAAAAUCAAUUAGCACACGAGGUCCUACAUAAGUCUGGAGAAAUUAAACACGAUGCUCUUAACGUCGCCAAGAACGCUAACGAUGCUCUCGACGAUAUUUACGACAUCUUAAGACAAUUAGAUAAUCUGGAUGACGUUGAUGGAUCCCUGUUGAACGAACUCGAAAGGAAACUGUUGAGAGCUGAGAAAGAGAUGAGGGAUUCGGAUCUGGAUGCCAAAACGGCCGAUCUCAGGGAUGCUAGGAAAAAACAAGCCGGAUGGAUGAGGGAUUACGAAUCAGAGAUUGAGUUGUUGGAGAAAGAAGUAGAAAAUAUAGCGGCUAUACGCGCUUCUUUACCCGACGGAUGCUAUAGACGAGUUAAAUUGGAACCAGCCGAAAAUGCGUAGGAUUUUUUGUUUUUUAAAUAAUUUAAUGUCUAUUCUUUAACGUCGCUAAACUUCUAAUGUUACUUAAAAAAAUGUUAUCGAUGUUUAAUAUGGUAUCUACACGUGUUGAGAGAUCUACUUGUUCCAGAUUGCGAUAACGCAUCGACUGUCUUUUAAAAUUUGUGCACAAAAAGUAAUUAAAUUACUGUUGAAGUGU